AUGAAUAAGUGUGUAACUGUAUCACCUCUCGUGCUUUUGUCUGUCGCUGACCACUACGAUCGAGUGGCAAAAGAUUCAAAGAAGAGGGUGGUUGGUGUCCUUUUGGGGCACCAGUCUAGCGACACAAUAAAUGUCACCAACUCGUACGCAAUACCGUUUGAGGAGGAUGAGAAGAACUCAUCAGUCUGGUUUCUAGACCACAACUUUAUUGAAUCUAUGGGUGAGAUGUUCAAGAAAAUCAACGCUAAGGAAAAGCUCAUUGGAUGGUAUCAUUCGGGUCCAAAAUUGCGUGCAUCUGAUUUAAAAAUCAAUGACGUAUUUAAAAGAUAUACCUCGAAUCCAUUGCUAGUAAUUGUUGAUGUCCAACCACGUUCAGUGGGAAUUCCUACUGACGCAUACUUUGCAGUAGACGACAUAAAGCAUGACGGGUCUAAAGCGGAGAGAACCUUUGUCCAUGUGCCUUCCCUUAUUGAAGCUGAAGAGGCGGAAGAAAUUGGCGUUGAACAUCUUCUUCGUGACAUUCGUGACCAGGCAGCCGGAAAUUUAACACUCAAGGCAACGGAGACAUACAAAUCCCUCCUUGGGUUGCAUCACAAGCUACGCGAGAUUUCCAGUUACCUCGAGAAAGUCUACAGUGGUGCAAUGCCCAUUAAUCACUCUAUAUUGGGAAAAAUGCAAAACGUUUUCAACCUUUUGCCUCAAAUUUUAAACGACGAAAGCGUGCAAUCCAAUCCAUUAAUCUUAAGUAACGAUGCCAGAGAGGAGAAUUCUGACCCAUUAACGGCCGCGUUCAUGGUCAAGACGAAUGAUCAAAUGAUGAUGGUGUACGUGAGUACCUUGGUAAGGUCAAUUAUUGCAUUUCACGAUUUGAUCGAGAAUAAGUUAGUUAACAAGUCAAACAAGGAAAAUUGA
Messenger RNA from Candidozyma duobushaemuli, 912 nucleotides. It is a transcript of the gene RPN8, whose product is annotated as proteasome regulatory particle lid subunit. NCBI's taxonomy places the organism in Eukaryota, Fungi, Ascomycota, Pichiomycetes, Serinales, Metschnikowiaceae. The transcript has a single exon. Bases 1 to 912 code for a protein of 303 amino acids. The record is from RefSeq and is a predicted model, not a curated record. Gene Ontology annotation, cellular component: proteasome regulatory particle; proteasome complex. Gene Ontology annotation, biological process: proteasome-mediated ubiquitin-dependent protein catabolic process. Gene Ontology annotation, molecular function: protein binding; metallopeptidase activity.